AUGUAUGACCAACAGCUUCUUUUGGUCAUUGUGACCAUAUGUGCCACAAGCAUAAACAGUCAGUUCUAUUCGGGGAGUGCAGGACAUGGAGGAACCUACCAAGGCAGUUUUGGGUACCCGAGGUCAGGUAAUAGCUACCCAGAAGCAGGGGGAUACUAUGCUGACGCAUGGACUGGUUUUCCUACAGGUCAUAUGCAAAGGAUUCGGCGAUCAGUUGUUGACACCACCAGACGAGUUGAAAAGGUUACAGACCAAGUGUAUGUGGCCAUGGGUGGUAAGGCGCUGGGGAACUCCAUCAUGAUAAUAGCACCUGAUGGUCUGAUCAUAGUGGACACUUCCGACAGUCAUCAAGCUGCCAGCCUGAUGCUAGAAGACUUUCGGAACAUCACUUCAGCCCCUGUGAAGGCCAUCAUCUAUACCCAUCACCAUAUGGAUCACACUGGAGGUGCCACUGCCUUUAUUGAAAAUUCAACUGCGACCCCGGAUAUUUGGGCUUACAAGGAUCUUCCAAGCGAUUUGGAGUCCUACUUCGCGUAUGCUUCCAGAGCACGAUAUGCCAGGACUAUGCGCCAGUUUGGUGUGUUCGUCAAUGGAAGUCAGAACUCAAUCGAUUUCGGGAAAGAAGGGACCACAUUUGGAUUCGUUUACCCCAACAAAUUUCUGAAAGACACGGAAAUGGACGUCGUUAUCGCAGGAUUGAAAGUGCGGCUUGUGAGAGUUGAAGGCGAAACUUCAGACCAUAUGGGCGUAUAUAUCCCAGAAUGGAACAUGUUCAUGUGCGGCGAUACGUUCUACAAUGCCUUUCCCAACAUCUAUACAAUCCGAGGGGCAAAGGUGCGGGAUGCCAAGGCUUGGUAUAAAUCUCUAGACUACAUCAUUGAUUUGAAUUUGACAUACCUAGUACCAAGUCACAGGUCUGCAAUAACUGGACAACAAACCAUUAUGGACAUGCUUAUCCCUCACAGAGACGGCAUCCAAUUCAUUCAUGACCAGACCCUCCGCUACAUCAACAAGGGACUCACGCCAGAAGAAGUCGUUCGCAAAGUAAAACUCCCGCCAUCCCUAGCCAAUGUUUCUACAUUGCGAGAAGAGUACGGUAUGGUAGGAUGGUCUGUCAAAGGGGUCUUCCAAAUGUAUUUAGGCUGGUUUAGUGGUGACCCUAAAGACCUCUUUCCCCUCACAACAGGCGAAAAGGCACAACAUAUGGCCGAUCUGGCUGGUGGUGUGAAUAACCUGGUCACAGCUGCUCGGGCAGCAGUUGACAAGGGAAAUGCACAGUGGGCUCUAGAACUAGCCUCUUAUGCACUUGCACUGAACGCGUCUGACGAUACGGCAAUGAAAGUGAAAGUUGACAGUCUGAAUGCUAUUGCCGACCAACAAAUAAACACGAACGCAAUUAACUAUCUGAGAACAUCCGUCCUCGAGACGAUGGGACAGCUGGAUCUUUUCGAUCAGAGCGCUAUCACCACCGACCAUAUCAACUCAUUAGACGUCAGACAUAUAUUUGAUAUAUUGCCGUCAGCAUUCAUGCCAGAAGUCUGCGAAAACGAAAAGUUCACAAUUCUGUUGAAUUUUACAGAUACGGGGAGAAUACUCUCUCUCCAGAAUCGCAAUUCUGUUUUAGUCGUGAGGGAAGACAAAGUUCCAGAAGCUUACACUCUCAAAAUGGACAUCACUGAAAAUCGAUUCAAAAAGUUUGUUAUGACGAGGAUCAACCAAGGCCAAACCCCACAUAUUCUGUUCAAAAGUUAUGGAUUCCGGUUACUGCAAAAAUGUUUUGACCUUAGAAAAAUGUAA
Ylistrum balloti is the source of this 1797-nucleotide messenger RNA. Its product is annotated as linear primary-alkylsulfatase-like. The record is from RefSeq and is a predicted model, not a curated record. Gene Ontology annotation, molecular function: protein dimerization activity; linear primary-alkylsulfatase activity. Lineage: Eukaryota; Metazoa; Mollusca; Bivalvia; Pectinida; Pectinidae. Bases 1 to 1797 code for a protein of 598 amino acids. Gene Ontology annotation, biological process: dodecyl sulfate metabolic process. The transcript has 4 exons.